GUAGUUAUAUAAAACUCAUAUUUAACAGUGGAAGGCUUGACAGAAUCAAAGUUUUUUCCUUUGGUUUUACAACUGUGGCAAAAAAAAUUCAAAAUUUCUCAACUUUGAAUUCCAUUUUCUGUGAGCAAACAGGAGAAACUUCAAUUCAGCUUGAUGGGUUACCCUUUUUUUAUUCUCUUUUGAUCUCAUCUAUCAAGGGCUGUAUCAUCCCUUGUUUCAGUUUUAUGAUUUUGUUCUUACUGUGGUAUGUUAAUAACUUAAUACAUAUAUCUGUUGAUGUCCGAGUCUGAUAAAGAAAUUUCCAGAGUUGGUGGCACUGUUGAUGAUUAUGAUGAUGAUGAUGAUGAUCAGACGAUUGGAGUUGGUGGUGGCGGCGACGAUGAUGGUGCGGUCCUUGGGAAUGAUGGUGAGGAGAAGCAUGGAGGGUUUGGUUGCACUCAAAUUUUUAGAAGAAGAAUUAAGAAGGUGGUUCUGUUUCCAGUGUCACAGGCGAAGAAGCAACUCUAUAACAGAAGGCAAAGACAACAAAACAGAAGGGUUUCAUUUUCUGAUGCUUCUGCAAAUGCUGGUGAGAAAUUUGGUGGUACUAGUAGUAAAGUUUGCUCAUUUUGUUUUAUGCAACCUCAAACUUUGGAUACAUCUGAUGAGUCUAUCACAAGUGACCCCAAUGAUCCUAAGUUCUCUAAUGAGAUGUUGAGGUCUUUGAUUGAGAAUAAUGAUUUCUAUUCUAAAGAGUGCAAUCCCCACCUGAAUUUUCAUGGGUGAAUGAUUCGUGAAAAUUGAUAUUGUUGUUUUGUGGUUGUGAUUGUUGAGAAAUUCCUCAAAAGCUUCAAGGAAAAGUUGCGGUUUGUGCUGAAAUUGAUAGGUUUUUCUAGAAAGAUCAAACCUUUUCUUGCUUAAUUGGUCUCAACAAAUGCAAGGACUGCGUUUUGACAUAUAUUUAGAAAUUGUUCAUAUUAUUGGUCAAAUACAUUGUGGACGAUGAUGUGGCAUGUAGCAUUGUUUCUUGAAGCUUUGAUUGCAAAAGGAUGAGCAGCUUUAUGAAGUUUUAUCAUAUUUAUUUGAUGAAAAGAGCACUAUGAUCCACUGCCCAAGCGAAAGAGGUUAUUGAAGCCCCUUCUAGGUCUUCAAAUGCAGAAAAAUUUUGUUUACUUAAAGGUUAAUAUUGUUAAUAUCCAUAUUCUUAAGACAUGAUUUUUUUCAUUUCAUUCUUUGUAUACCAUAAAGUAUGAUUGAGUUUUGAGUUCAGAGUUCA
This is a messenger RNA of Mangifera indica (mango), 1255 nucleotides long. RefSeq lists its product as uncharacterized. Bases 277 to 765 code for a protein of 162 amino acids. The record is from RefSeq and is a predicted model, not a curated record. The transcript has a single exon. Lineage: Eukaryota; Viridiplantae; Streptophyta; Magnoliopsida; Sapindales; Anacardiaceae.